CCAAGCAUUCAUCAUUUACAGCAUCAUUUGUCAUGACUGGUGUUGAAGAUGCUUCUACAUCUGAGCCUACUAAUGUAGCCAGCCCACCUGCGAGUGAUAUCGAUGCUCAAAUCGGAGAUCCUUCAUUAAAAAGUCCAGAAGAUGCUCAAAAAGAAAAUGAGCUCACGGAGGCACAGCUGAGCCAAAUCGAAGAAGAGCAGAAACAAACACCUUUGGUCGGAGAUCGGGUGCCUUUCGAAGUCGUCGUGAUGGAGUAUGACCCCAUGGAAAGUCCGGAGUUUUACAAUAAAGCCAAGGACUUACUUGGAACAUAUUCCGAUGUUCGCAUCAUCCGUCGAGACGGCAAUUGCUUUUACCGGGCCGUACUGGUCGCGCAAGUGGAGCUGAUGUUGAAUGACUCCGCCGAAUGUACAAGGUUCGAACAAAUUUGCAAAGGGUGGCAAGAUCGUCUCAUAAAACUUGGAUACCCUGAUUUCACUACUAAUGAUUUCUGUGAAGUGUUUUACAAAUGGAUGACACCAAUUUGGACACAACAAGCUGAUCGCAAGAAAUUAUUUGAAGAUCUCAACGAUGACAAUGAAGCCAAUUACCUCAUCAUCUUUCUAAGGUUGAUAACAGCGGGCUAUUUGAAAGAGCACGCCGAAGAGUAUGCACCUUUCAUUGAGAGUGUAAGUCUUGCUGACUACUGUGUCACUGAAAUUGAGUCAAUGUGGAAGGACGCAGAUCAUCUAGCAGUGACUGGGCUUGUGAAUGCCAUUGGACAGAGCAUCCGCGUACAAUACAUGGAUCAGAAUGCAGCUCCUAAUGGAGGGCUACACUACGAUUUUCCACCAGAUCAGAAAGAAACACCUCGUAUAACUCUGCUCUAUCGACCAGUUGAGUUCGCCUUUAUAGUUGAGUAUUACCUUCAUAAUCAUUAA
Messenger RNA from Cylicocyclus nassatus, 920 nucleotides. Lineage: Eukaryota; Metazoa; Nematoda; Chromadorea; Rhabditida; Strongylidae. The record is from the annotation of a GenBank genome assembly.